Molecule: messenger RNA, 1835 nt
Organism: Nematolebias whitei (Rio pearlfish)
Lineage: Eukaryota; Metazoa; Chordata; Actinopteri; Cyprinodontiformes; Rivulidae
Gene: eps8l1a
Product: eps8 like 1a
Exons: 14
Coding region: 90-1637 (515 amino acids)
Biological process (GO): Rho protein signal transduction; regulation of Rho protein signal transduction; positive regulation of ruffle assembly
Cellular component (GO): plasma membrane; ruffle membrane; vesicle
Molecular function (GO): actin binding
Source: RefSeq, a predicted model, not a curated record
CGGGUGUUGUAAACAGCCAAAACUCAGUCAGCAGGAGGAUCGGUGUGUGUCGGAUUUUAACGCUCAAACGCCACUGAAAGAUUUGAGCGAUGUCGGCAUCACCUCCUCAAGUCAUCCACAGGAAACCUCCAGGUGUUCGAGUAAUGAUCACAUCUCGAGACCAGACCCCUCCCGGAGGCCUGAGCAACAACACAGACGCCAGCAAAGUGAACGGUGCCAGUGGGGAGUCAAAUCACACAUCUCAACAGAACGCCGACCGAGAAGUUGAAAUCUUGAACCACUGCUUUGAAGACGUUGAGAAGUUCAUGACACGCUUGCAGCAGGCAGCCGAGGCCCGGUUUGUUCUCAACCAAAGGAAGAAGAAGGGAGGCAGAAAAAGCAAGAAGGAGAAUCAAGAUGUGGCCGAUCUGUUGACAACCAAAGCGGACCCUCCUCCAGAAGGAGACUUUAUAAACGUCUUUCAGAAAAUAAAGUACUCCAUCUGUUUGCUGGACCGUCUCAAGCCAGUCAUCUCACAGCCGGAUGCUCCAAAUCUGCUGCACUACAUCUUUGUGCCUCUCAACCUGAUUGUGAAAACCACUGGAGGGCCAACGUUAGGCGCAUCGGUGGUCAGUCCGGCUAUGACCAGGGGGGCUGUUUCUCUGCUCCAGGAGCACCUGAAUGAAGAGGAAAAAGAGCUGUGGACAUCAUUAGGAACCAACUGGACCUCACCCUGCUCGGGCCUCAGUAAAUCGGUACCUUUGUAUUCUCCCGUGUUCCUGGAUGGGUGGAAGCCUCAGGCUUUUGACUCAACUGGUCGACAACUAGAAGAUCCCAUCCAGUUACAGCACAAAGAGGACGUGGCCAGAGAAAGGAUGCAGAGACAACAUCUACAGACACAACCUCCACCUACAGCCGACGGCACAAAUAUAAUAGAUGGAAACACGCUCCCGCAGAAACUUUGUCGCUGCAAUUAUGACUUUGUGGCCAGAAACAGCAGUGAACUCUCUGUGCUGCAAGGAGAAACUCUGGAGGUCCUCGACUCGUCGAAGCGCUGGUGGAAAUGUCGGAAUCACUAUAAUCAAAUAGGAUUUCUUCCCUAUAAUAUUCUGGAGCCUCUGUCUGCGGUGAACGACGCAGAGACAGACAAUCCGGUGCUCCGAACUGAUUCAAAGAGAGCAGCCAAGAACCCUCGGACAAACUGUUACUCGUACACUCCAUCUAGCUCAGACAGGAGCGAUUCGGCAGCUCCGAGCCCAGUGAUGCGACCUCAGAGCAUGGUUCUACAGUCCACACCCAUGGCCAGAGAAGAGGGGAAUCGAGUCCUGGUUGUGAACGACGAGCUUCUACAGCGGCUCAUGAAACAGAGAAGCUCCGCUGAUCAGCCACCGGUGGACACGUUUGUCCCCCUGAACUACCACUCCCCCCCUGCUGAGGUGGAGGCAUGGCUCACAGCCAACAGCUUCACUCAGCAGACAAUCGAGUGCCUGGGAAUUUUGACUGGAGCGCAGCUGUUCUCCCUGACCGAACAGGAGCUCUGCACUGUGAUCCCCGAAGGGGCAAAGGUUUACGCGCAGGUCCUGGAUCAGAAGAGGCAUCUUGAGGUUGUGCGCAAAGCAGCGGAAAUAGACACGGGAGCGAAGAAGCAAAACGCCUGACCUGAAUAAAGACACGUGACUCGUGUGGUGCAGAUAUCCAGCAAAACACGUCCAACAUCAAACCCAUUGAUGUGAGGAUUACAUGGAUUGACUGUUUAUUCUGACAUGUGUGACUCAUCAGCACAAGAUUCAAGAAUAUUCUACUUUUACACGUUUUUAAGACAAACUUUACUUUUUUUAAGUUUUUAUCUUAUUUAU